Messenger RNA from Nilaparvata lugens (brown planthopper), 4365 nucleotides. RefSeq names its product protein amalgam-like. The record is from RefSeq and is a predicted model, not a curated record. Lineage: Eukaryota; Metazoa; Arthropoda; Insecta; Hemiptera; Delphacidae. Gene Ontology annotation, cellular component: neuron projection.
UCUCUCUUGAGAAGGAUUUCCGGUUGAUACAUCUUGAUCUUACCAACGUCGCUGAUACAAACGGAUACAUUUCCGAAUAAAAGAUCCUCUAAAUUGCCUGUAGAUCUUCUACAGUGCAUCGGUAGACAAAGUUCGCAAGAAUUUGAUCUUUAAUCAUUCAACAUCAGUUAUCCUAACACUUGGAUACAGUUUUCGCGCCAAAAAUCAAAGUGCAUUUACAUCUAAGUUUGUGGUGGGAAAUUUGAAUUAGACCGUUGCCGCUCAGCUCCAGUGUGAUCUGAGGACUCAUCAUGUUCCAGCUAUCGGCAGGCCUGCUGGUCAUGGCAUUAUUUGUCAACUCGGCUUUGGCAACUGAAACGAGUGAUGAAGACUCGACCCCGAAGUUCAUGCGUCCGAUCGGCAAUGUGUCGGUCCCUUUAGGCCAUGAAGCUAUUCUCGUCUGUGCUGUCUCCGGAUUGGGAGAUUAUAUGUGGGAUGGGUGCGGCUGCUGGAUCAGACGGUUCUAAGCCUGCAUACUCAAGUGAUGACUCCAAGCUCCCGAUUCCUGACAACCCAUGACAACCAGAACCAGUGGAAGCUGCACAUCAAGGGUGUGACAGCGAAGGACAUAGGCUGCUACAUGUGUCAGAUCAACACUAAAGUCAUGAAGAACCAGAUUGGGUGCCUGGACGUUCUCAUUCCGCCGGACAUCAAGGAUGAAGGCACCAGUUACGAAGUGAUUGUCCAGGAAGGAGGUGACGCCGACCUGACUUGCAACGCUGUCGGAGUGCCCAUGCCAAAAGUGACCUGGAAGCGAGAGGAUAACCAAAACGUGGUGUUGAACGGCAGCCACUUGGUCGCCUCACCAGGCGACGACGACACUCGCAAACAGAGUAGCAGCCACUCUGUCGCCUCACCAGGCGGCGGUGACAGUCGCAAGCUGAGUGGCAUCCACUUGCUCGCUGCAAUGAGAAAGCAGAGCAAGCGGAGAAAGCAGAGUGGCAGCCACUUGGUCGCCUCACCAAAGGAUGGAGACACUCGCAAUGAGAGUGACAGCCACUUGGUCGCUUCACUAGGCGACACUCGCAAGCCAAGUAGCAGCCAGUUGGUCGCCUCGUCAGGUGACUCACAUGUUGUAGGCCCCAUCAUUCAUUUCACCAACGUCAAUCGGAUGCAGAGUGGCAAGUACGUGUGUAUUGCUACCAACGAGGUGCCCCCAGCCGUCAGCAAGCUCAUUUCGCUCCACGUUCAAUUUGAGCCGAAAUUGACAGUUGAUAAUAUAGUUGUUGGAGCGGUGUUGGGAGGCGUGGCCUCAAUGAGCUGCACAGCUGAGAUGUCCCCCGUGACACCCGUUACUUGGUCCAUGUCCGACACUAAAUGCGGUGACCGUUGCCGAAUAGAAGAAACGAAGAAUGCGUACAUGUUGCAAACUAAACUGAUCAUCACCGAUGUGUCGAGCCAGGACUUUGGAGAUUAUCACUGCACUGCCGAAACUAAUGGGACGAGGCUCACAAAAAUGGUUCGGCUACAUGAUAUGACUCCUACGACCACUAAGCCACCUCCAACUACCAGCACCACCACUGAGACAACCACUGCCACCGUCAAGGUCACCACCGCAAAGGCUAAGAGACCACGUGUCACCACUUCCACCUCCACUGAAAUAGCUCCGCAAAACUAUCAAGUUCCCGUCGUCAUCGAGAACGGCGUGAGGAUUGAGGGUGACGUCAUUGCCGGCAACCCGAGCAGUGGAAGUCGUCGCAGUGACGGCGUCAUCAAGUCACGUGCCUCCUCCAUUCAUAAGUCGGUGGCCCAGCUGUUUCUACUUGGAUUUUUCUGGCUGAUGGAUCAGGCAUUGAAGCAGUAGAGACUACAACUGAGCACUGAUUUGGAAGACUGCGGAAGAUUAUUGAAUUCGAUUCGGAAAAAGGAAUUAUUAUAUAUUAUAUAUUACAGGAAGUAUUAAUAUUAAGAAGAAUCUCACCCUGAGUGUUUCUACCCUAGUAGCUGUCAAGCUCAACGUUUUUACUGUGAAGAGUAUUUUUUAUGUUUGUACCUAAAUUAAGAUGAAUGAAUGAAAGUUAUUGUCAUAAUAUAUUUGUUAGGAAUAUUACCUAUCAUAGUAACUAUUCUCAUAAGAAUAGUAUUAUUAUUUAUGUCCGCGUCUUGAUAAUCCCCAAAUAUUACCUCUUUGCGUCCCUCAUUAUAUCUUAUUUAUCAUUCAAUUUCCAUACAUUUUUAAUUGAUAACUCUACAUUUUUCAUCAGUUCAAAUUUAUCGCAAUUUGAUUUUUCUUCAUUAAAAUUCACUUCUCUAAUGAGAUUAGUAAGAAUGGUCAAGUCGUUCUGAGUUCCAUGUAGCUAUAGUGAGGUCCACGUUAUAAUGGCAGUGGAGAAAGAUAGGAGAACUACGUUGCCGGUCCUCUGUCUUGUCAAUGCCUUCUAUGGAGGGUAAAUGAUACCGGUUUAUUGAUUGUCUCUUCUACUCAGGGCUACUUUUCAUAUAAUAAAAAUAUAAAUCUCAGUCCCCUUUAAAAUUAUUUUAUCACAACAUGUUUCAGACAUUAAUGCGACUUUAUUAAUGUAAUAUUAACUGUUCAUUCUCGUUUGAAAUAAUCAAUUAUAUUUUAUCAAGCGAUAAAUUAUAUUUUUAAAUUAUUCCAUAAUGAACUUACAUUAUCAAGAUGAAAUAUUCUGUUUAUCAAUUAUAUUUCUACAUUGUUCAAAAAAACAAUCUUGCAUCAGAGCAGAGCGAGAAAGAGAUAGCGCCAUCCACUUUGUUAAAUGUUAGACAAAGAUUGCAAUACCAUUGCUAAUCAAACACUGCCAUUAUAACGUGGACCUCACUAUAGAGAGCAGUGGCACCGUUCCACCAAACUGUCAGAAGAGGCAAACACAAGUUGUUAAAGUCUCGGUCCCGGCUGAAGUAUGACAGUCGUAGGGCUUGCAUCUCAAAACACGUCAGAAUAUGUUUGUGUUAAAUAGUUUGGCUUUACGUUACCGUAUGAUUUUCGAGAAUGUUAUAUUCUGCCUACCUGUGCAAUGAUAGGAAAAUUUGGAUAUAGAAUGGAUACAGACGGUUGAUAGCGAGUUGAAAUCUACAUAUCAACUUGAUUUUAGAAAAAUCAUGUUUUAGACAUCUGUUUGGACAUGUUUUUAGAAAAAAAGCGAACCAAUGUCAAUCAGAUUCCAACUUUGAAAUGUGAAUGUCACUAUAGAAGCACUGUCCUUGAGCCAUUUUCCAAAACGUAUUCAAUGUUUCAAAUAUUUAAUUUCAUCUAGGGCCGGUUUCCGAGUUCGGGAUUUAGCUAAGUUCUAGACUUUAAACAGCUGGAGUCAGAAAAUUGGCUUUCCAGAACGGGGACCACGUUUAAAUUAAAUUUCGUAAAACCAGAAAAUUGAACACAAAAUAAAAUUAAGAGAAAAUAGUGUAAAGUUUCAGCUAUUUAGGAAUGUUUCAUUUCAUGAAGGAAAAACGUUUCCAAUAAUAGAAAUGAGGAGAUAAAGAUUACCAUAAAAACUGCGACUACGCCCCGAUUCGGAUGCCAAUUUUCUGACUCCAUCUGUUUGAAGUCUAGAACUUAAAAAAUCCCGAGCCAGGAAACCGGCCCUAGAAAUUUUUUAAGAGCAUCUGAUUAUUGCUCAUGUAUUGUAGUUUGUGAUACUUUACUAUAAAAUAUUGCUCAUUAAUGAUGACAGGGUAAACACAAGAGGUUGAAGUUAACAACUUUACGUAAUUGCGUCUUUCUCAUUUGUGUAAAUUGUUUAUUAUAUUAUCUUCUAAUUAACUCAUUAACUCCUUCAUUUUGUGACUGAUAUCUUGAAAUGGCGAAUUCCAAUCGUAUCAGCUAUUUUGGAAAUUCGAUCAGCGCAACAAAAUGUCAUCUCAUUAGAAUGGUUACAGUUGGUCAGCGUCAACUGAUCACUUCAAAAAUCGUAAUUGAAAGUUGGUAUUUUAUUCGGCGUGGGAGUAUUCCCAAUAUAUAAUGUAAUGUGAUGAAAAAUAAUGAAUAAAUAAAUGUUAAGGGUCAUGGUAACAACUUUAGAUGGCAUUCGGGUUUUUCUUGAGCCAGUAACAUAACACAACAGAAUAAUGUUGGGGAUUAAACUAGUACAUGAUCUCAUUAAUCCUUUGCUACUUGUAGUCUAUGAAUAAUGCAAGUUGAGAAGAAGCUAAGAAUCAUUUAUGGGCAUCUGCCCGUUUCAUCAACUUCUAACUGAAUGGGCCUACAUAUCGUUGUAUCGAACUUAAUUGAAAUAAUUUAAAGUAAUUUGAAUUGAAAGCAUUAUGAAUUAUGUUCAUUGUUUUCUAUGUCCAUUGUUUUCAACCCCACUAUAUGUGAUAUAUUUUUUUAUGUGAACUGUGAAUUAAAAAAUAAAAAACAUAUAA